This is a messenger RNA of Mugil cephalus (flathead mullet), 2346 nucleotides long. It is a transcript of the gene upf3b, whose product is annotated as UPF3B regulator of nonsense mediated mRNA decay. Gene Ontology annotation, molecular function: mRNA binding. Gene Ontology annotation, biological process: positive regulation of translation; nuclear-transcribed mRNA catabolic process, nonsense-mediated decay. The coding region runs from base 134 to 1513 and encodes 459 amino acids. Lineage: Eukaryota; Metazoa; Chordata; Actinopteri; Mugiliformes; Mugilidae. Gene Ontology annotation, cellular component: nucleolus; cytoplasm. The transcript has 10 exons. The record is from RefSeq and is a predicted model, not a curated record.
ACUACAGGCCCAACCGUCAGAGAGGAAGUUCGGUGGGCUCGUUAGCUGCUAGCUGCUGGCUAACUUGCUAAAAAAAGUAAACAAGUGCUCUGGAUGAGAUGAGAUUAGACCGCAGCGCAAAGUAACUUCAACCAUGAAAGAAGACAAAGAGAACACUCGACCGAAGGAGAAGAAAGUGGAGAUAAGAUGUGAAGACGGAGAAAAAACGGAGAAGUUAAAGGAAAAGAAGGAGGCCAUGACAAAGAUUGUGAUCAGACGAUUGCCACCAAGUCUGACCAAAGAGGAGUUGGAGGAGCAGCUGCAGCCUCUCCCAGAGGUGGACUACCUGGAGUUUUUCUCCAACGACACCAGCCUCUACCCUCACCUUUUUGCAAGGGCUUACAUCAAUUUCAAAAAUCAAGAGGAUAUCGUCCUCUUCAGAGAUCGAUUUGAUGGAUAUGUAUUCAUUGACAGCAGAGGUCAGGAGUAUCCUGCCAUCGUGGAGUUUGCACCCUUUCAAAAAACUUCCAAGAAAAGAACUAAGAAAAAGGAUGCAAAAUGUGGAACAAUUACCGAAGAUCCUGAUUACAAGAAGUUCCUGGAGCAUUACAACGGAGAUGAAGAGAAGCUGACCUCAACACCUGAGACUCUGUUGGAAGAAAUUGAAUUAAAAUCGAAGGAACUUGUAGCUAAAAAAACAACUCCUCUCCUGGACUUCCUGAAGAAUAAACAGAGAAUUAGAGAGGAGAAGAAAGAGGAGAGGAGAAGGAGGGAACUUGAGCGCAAGCGUCUGCGUGAUGAGGAGCGUCGCAAGUGGAGGGAGGAGGAGAGGAGGAAACGCAAAGAGGCAGAGAAGAUGAAAAGACUCGAGAAACCGCUGGAGAAAGACAAAGACCAAGUUAAAGAAGAGCCAAAAAUUAAGCUCCUGAAGAAGCCAGACAGAAGUGAGGAAGCUGAUUCCGAGAAGCCCAAAGAAAAGCCCAAGAAACCAGAGAAGCCAAAUAAAGAGGACAGAUCCAUGGGGGGCGCUGAUCACAAGAGGCGUCACAACAUUGAAAACAAGGAGGAUCGAGGAAGGAAAGGGGACGAAGACGGGAGGAAGGAGUUCAGGGAGCGCGAUCCAGAUCGAGACCGCGAACGAGAGCGGGAGAAGGAGCGGCGGCAGAAAGAGAAGGAGCGCCUCAGGCGUCAGGACGAAGAUCGACGUCGGAGGAGGGAACGGCAGGAUGGAGAGAACUCCUGCAGGAAGCGCGUGGACGAGGUUAGAAAAGAAAAGGCCAUGGAGAAGAGGAAGGGUGAGAACAUGGCCGACUCCACUCGCUCUGAGAGGCCAGAGAAACCUUCAAAGGACAACAAGAAGGAUGAGAGUAGUAAAAGAGAGCGGCUACGAAAUAAGGACCGGCCUGAUAUUCAGCUGUACCAGCCAGGGGCCAGGAGCCGCAAUCGACCUACGGGAGGAGGAGCUGAAUCCGGCUCUGCUGACAGGAAGGCUGAUACCGAGACCAAGAAAGUGUCCGAGAGAGGAGACGACUGAGCAGCUCCCACCUGUGGCAUUUUAAGUUGGCUGAGGAGAGAGGAGACAGGCCCGUGAGGCUCAGAGCAGCAACGUGGCGUCUCAGGGGCCCCACACAGUUCAAGCAGGGCUGCAUCUGGGUCUCCCUGUCUCAGAGGCAGAGGUGCGGUUGUGGGGCCUCUUAGUGCCUGAAUAUGUGAUCCUCUUUAGUUUGAUUUGUUAGCAGAGGUUACAGCAACCUUUGGGAAGAGUUUGGCCGUAGGGGACAUUAAGUGAAGCCAAAGCUUUCUUGGACCACGUGAACUCAAAGUGACCUUACUUCAGUUCUCUGAUAAAAAAAAUGUUAGAUACAUCAGCUUGUUCAUCUAAAUCACAAAAAACCUACAGGUGUCACUCAAUAUGUCUACAUUGCCAAACUCUAUGUAACAAUAUGUUUCCAAAGGGUCUUUAAACAUGAUUCAUGACACCAGUUUCAGUUUGACAAUUUGAACCGUUCAUGGUGUGUUGUUCUGAAACAGACUUGAACUGUAUCUAAAGGUUAUCAUCUGUACAUUGUCUAAGGUUGUGUGUGUGUGUUUUUUUUUUUUAAUUUUUUUAUUCAUUCAUUCAUACAGUGAUGGAGAAAUAGCCAUUUCUGACUAACUGCCAUGUGAAAGCGACGCCUGCAUGCAGACACAGUCAAAUAAUCAGUGAUCAACCUGUGGCCUUCCCCCUUUUUGUAAUCUGAGACUCUUCUUAAACAUUCAUCUGUGAUGCAUUAACCUGAAAACAGCAUGGAAUCAUAUCACUGAUGGUGACGCUAACAUAUUACAGACACUUUUUGAUUGGAAAUAAAUGAUCUUCAUUAAAGUCUA